Striga asiatica is the source of this 1956-nucleotide messenger RNA. NCBI's taxonomy places the organism in Eukaryota, Viridiplantae, Streptophyta, Magnoliopsida, Lamiales, Orobanchaceae. The record is from the annotation of a GenBank genome assembly.
AUGACCAAUGGGUCCAAUGCAUACAUAAGAUUAGUGUGGUUCACGGGUCAAGAUUGCAUGGACAAUCAAGACCCAACUCUUCCAAUAUCAUACCAUCAUCACUACAUAUUCGCAGUAAUGAAUAUGAAUGAAUCAAAACACUCUAUCCUUGCAUCUAUGUUUUCUGUCCUCCUUUUCUUUUCCGUGAGACCACUCUAUUCAAUCUCUUGCCCUGAAACUGAAACACAAUCACUUUUAAGCUUCAAGCAAUCUCUACAGGACCCCUUUAAGUUGUUGUCUUCUUGGGAUUCCAAAGUUGAUUGUUGCUUGUGGAAAUGUGUUGUCUGCAGCAACAUAACUGGCCAUGUUCUUGAUCUUCAAGAUAACAGUUUAGGUGGGAAAUUAAGCUCAUCUUUGCUCGACUUGAAGCAUUUGAAAUAUCUUGACCUGAGUUAUAACAACUUUCAUGAAAAGAUACCUUCUUUCACUGGAUCACUCACAAGCCUCGUGUACUUGGAUCUAUCAUUCGCUGGAUUUCAUGGAAAGAUUCCCCACAAUAUUGGAAAUCUUUCAAAUUUGCGCGGUCUAAGUUUGGGUACUUCAGAACAAGAUAGUCUUGAAUGGUUGUCAGGACUUCCUAAACUAAAGCACCUCAACAUGGAUGGUGUGAACCUCAGCAAAGCAAUCAACUGGGCACAACAGAUUUGUAAUCUUAAUUUGAUGGCUCCUCUGAAUGAUGUUAAAAUCAGCCGUUCUGAUUUAGCCACUCUUGAUCUCUCCUGGAAUUCCCUGCCUUAUGCCAUCAUCCCUCCGUGGAUUUUUCAACUCACCAACCUUAUCUAUCUUGAUAUGUUUUUCAACUCAUUCCACGGUCGAAUUCCAACAAUGAGCAACACCACAAAACUCCAACACAUUGAUCUCUCCUCAAACAAUUUGAAUUCAAGCAUUCCACAGUGGCUCUACUCCUGCAAACACCUCCAGUUCCUCGAUUUAAGUCAAAAUGAACUUUCUGGAAAAAUACCAAGAGAUAUUGCAAACCUGUGCAAUAUACAGACCUUAAAUUUAUGGGGUAAUAAUUUGGGAGGAGAGAUAUGGGAUUCAUUUGGAAACAUGUCGGAUUGUUUCUUAGGAUCUUUGAUAUCUUUAGAUUUGUCAGGCAAUCAAAUCUCCGGUCAUCUGCCUCAUCAAUUUGGAGAAUUUAGGAGUCUCCAAACCCUUGAUCUUAGUAACAACUCAUUGUCCAGUGUAAUUCCAGAAAUAGGGAACUUGCUUUUCCUUGAAGGGUUAUUCUUGGGUGAUAAUAAAUUGAUGGGGAACUUACCAGAGACCUUUGGAAACCACUUGAGUUUGAAAGUCAACCCCAAUUGGAUUCCACCAUUCAAACUAGAGACGCUUCGUCUACGGUCUUGGGACAUGGGAUCUCGAAUCCCGUUAUGGCUUGAGACUCAGAAAGAGAGUAUCUUCCAACUUGAUUUAUCGUGUACUGGAAUCUAUGGAAACAUUCCCAGCUGGUUAUGGAGUUUGAGUUUGGGAUAUCUCAACCUUUCGCAUAACCAACUCGACGGAAAUAUUUUAUCCAUUGGUGAUCGUGGACGUUAUUAUAAUUUUUCCUCAUUUUUUGGCUUGAGUUCCAACAGGUUUAGUGGUCCGCUGCCUCAAGUAAUGGCGAGUCCAUUAUUCUUGGAACUAGAUCUCUCCAAUAACUCAUUCUCGGGAGGUUUGUCAGAAUUUCUCUGCAGCACAUCAACCAAUAAGGGAUUGCAAAUUCUUAAUCUCGCGGAAAACCACCUGUCUGGUGAGUUACCCGAUUGUUUCGUGAAAUGGCAAUCCUUGAGAGCAUUGAACUUAGGCAACAAUGAAUUAUCUGGAAGAAUACCGGAUUCCAUAGGAUUUCUAACAGUUUUAGAGUCCUUGAAUCUAUACGGCAACAAUUUCUCUGGCCACGUACCUCUUCACUGCAAAACUGCACAGAACUAA